Molecule: messenger RNA, 1853 nt
Organism: Rhodamnia argentea
Lineage: Eukaryota; Viridiplantae; Streptophyta; Magnoliopsida; Myrtales; Myrtaceae
Product: polyubiquitin
Exons: 2
Coding region: 106-1707 (533 amino acids)
Biological process (GO): modification-dependent protein catabolic process; protein ubiquitination
Cellular component (GO): nucleus; cytoplasm
Molecular function (GO): protein tag activity; ubiquitin protein ligase binding
Source: RefSeq, a predicted model, not a curated record
AAAUAGGGGACCCAAACCCCAUCGGGGGGUAUUCACAAUUUCUUCGACGCCCUUAACAAAAUUCUCUCUCUUCCGCCGAUCUCUUGAUCAGAUCUCUUUUUCAAGAUGCAAAUCUUCGUGAAAACUCUUACCGGCAAGACCAUCACCCUUGAGGUUGAGAGUUCAGAUACAAUUGACAAUGUAAAGGCCAAGAUCCAAGACAAGGAGGGAAUUCCCCCUGACCAGCAGAGGCUCAUCUUUGCUGGCAAGCAGCUCGAGGAUGGGCGCACUUUGGCGGAUUACAACAUCCAGAAGGAGUCGACCCUACACUUGGUUCUUCGCCUUAGGGGUGGCAUGCAGAUCUUUGUGAAGACCCUCACGGGCAAGACCAUUACCCUCGAGGUUGAAAGCUCUGACACGAUUGAUAAUGUUAAGGCCAAGAUUCAAGACAAGGAGGGGAUUCCCCCAGACCAGCAGAGGCUCAUCUUUGCCGGCAAGCAGCUCGAGGAUGGGCGCACUUUGGCUGAUUACAACAUCCAGAAGGAAUCAACCCUACACUUGGUUCUUCGCCUUAGGGGUGGCAUGCAGAUUUUUGUGAAGACCCUCACGGGCAAGACCAUUACCCUUGAGGUUGAAAGCUCUGACACGAUUGAUAAUGUUAAGGCUAAAAUCCAGGACAAAGAAGGGAUCCCCCCAGACCAGCAGCGGUUGAUCUUUGCUGGCAAGCAGCUUGAGGAUGGACGCACCCUGGCUGAUUAUAACAUUCAGAAGGAAUCCACACUCCAUUUGGUGCUUCGUUUGAGAGGUGGCAUGCAGAUCUUUGUGAAGACCCUCACUGGUAAGACAAUUACUCUCGAGGUCGAGAGUUCUGAUACCAUUGACAAUGUGAAGGCUAAAAUCCAGGACAAAGAAGGUAUCCCCCCAGACCAGCAGCGGUUGAUCUUUGCUGGCAAGCAGCUCGAGGAUGGCAGGACCCUUGCAGACUACAACAUCCAAAAGGAAUCCACCCUUCACCUGGUCCUUCGUCUGAGAGGAGGAAUGCAAAUUUUUGUCAAGACCCUUACUGGGAAAACAAUCACUUUGGAAGUUGAGAGCUCGGACACCAUCGAUAACGUUAAAGCAAAAAUUCAGGACAAGGAAGGCAUUCCCCCGGAUCAGCAGAGGCUUAUUUUUGCUGGGAAACAGCUAGAAGAUGGUAGGACUUUGGCGGAUUACAACAUCCAGAAAGAGUCCACUCUUCACUUGGUUCUGCGCCUGCGGGGAGGGAUGCAGAUAUUUGUGAAGACUCUUACCGGCAAGACUAUCACGUUGGAAGUUGAGAGCUCGGACACGAUCGAUAAUGUCAAAGCGAAGAUACAAGACAAGGAAGGCAUUCCCCCAGACCAGCAGCGGUUGAUUUUCGCGGGGAAGCAACUCGAGGAUGGCCGGACACUUGCCGAUUACAACAUUCAAAAGGAGUCGACUCUCCAUCUUGUCCUCCGUCUGCGUGGUGGGAUGCAGAUAUUUGUCAAGACCCUGACUGGAAAGACCAUCACUUUGGAGGUGGAGAGCUCAGACACCAUUGACAAUGUGAAAGCGAAGAUCCAGGAUAAGGAGGGCAUCCCACCGGACCAACAGAGGCUGAUAUUUGCCGGGAAGCAACUCGAAGAUGGGAGGACUCUGGCUGACUAUAACAUCCAGAAAGAGUCGACCCUGCACUUGGUCCUCCGUCUCCGUGGUGGUUUCUGAGUUUGCAUGCCACCAAAUGGUUUUCAUACGUUCAAGCUUGUCUGUCUAUUUAGGUUCGUUUGCCAUAGUUUUAAGUUAUGAUGUCUUCUGAUGGAUUGCUUUGGAACAUAUUGUGAGACUCUUUAGUGUGAUUGCCUAUUUACUCC